Nematolebias whitei (Rio pearlfish) is the source of this 1463-nucleotide messenger RNA. It is a transcript of the gene bmp2b, whose product is annotated as bone morphogenetic protein 2b. The transcript has 3 exons. Gene Ontology annotation, cellular component: extracellular region. The record is from RefSeq and is a predicted model, not a curated record. The coding region runs from base 90 to 1346 and encodes 418 amino acids. Gene Ontology annotation, molecular function: growth factor activity; cytokine activity; BMP receptor binding. Gene Ontology annotation, biological process: SMAD protein signal transduction; negative regulation of transcription by RNA polymerase II; BMP signaling pathway. Lineage: Eukaryota; Metazoa; Chordata; Actinopteri; Cyprinodontiformes; Rivulidae.
AUUAAACACGAGUUAAUGUGGAAUUUAUCGGAGCUUAAAGGUGGAACGACGACCGGACACAGCGCUUUCUCGUCAGGGACUGACUGAUCAUGGUCGCCGUGGUCCGCUCUCUCAUGGUACUGCUGCUCGCUCAGGUGCUGCUGGAAGGUGCUGCGGGACUCAUCCCCGAGGUGGGCCGGAGGAGAUACAGCGAGUCUGGGAAGCAGAGCCCGGAGCAGUCGGAGAGCUUCCUCAAAGAGUUUGAGCUUCGGCUUCUCAACAUGUUCGGCCUGAAGCGCAGGCCGACCCCCAGCAAGCAGGCCGUGGUGCCGCAGUACAUGGUGGACCUUUACCGCAUGCACUCUGCCAACGGGGAUCACAGCACCAAGCGACCCAAGAACAUGGGGAAGCACGCAGAGCGAGCCGCCAGCAAGGCCAACACGAUUAGAAGCUUUCACCACGAAGAGUCCAUGGAGGCUCUGACCAGCCUGAAAGGCAAAACAAUCCAGCAGUUCUACUUUAACCUGACAUCUGUCCCUCAUGAGGAGCUCAUCACUUCUGCAGAACUUCGUAUUUACAGAGAUCAGGUCAUGGGACCUGCCAUCCCUAACAACAGCAGCACUGGUGAGAGUGUUCCAGCUGGUGGCUUGCAUCGUAUUAACAUUUAUGAGAUAUUCAGAGUUCCUGCCACUGAUGGCGCUGAACCUCUAGCACGCCUGCUGGACACCCGGCUGGUGCAGGACUCCUUGAGUCGCUGGGAGAGCUUUGAUGUGAGUACUGCUGUGUCUCAGUGGACCUCAGGGAAAGGCCACAAUCAAGGCUUCAUGGUGGAAGUGCUUCACCCAGAGGAAAAGAAGAUGGAUGCUGAGCAUGCCCAGAGACGUAAUAGGCAUGUCAGGGUGAGCCGGUCUCUGCAUACGGACCAGGACUCUUGGCCUCAGGCACGGCCCUUGUUGGUGACAUAUAGCCACGAUGGCCGUGGGGACUCUGUGCUCCAUACACGAGAAAAAAGGCAGGCAGCGCUCCGUAAACAGCGCAGGAAGCACCAGCAUAAGGCAAGCUGUAAAAGGCAUGCCUUGUAUGUAGACUUCAGUGAUGUGGGAUGGAAUGAGUGGAUAGUGGCACCCCCUGGCUACCAUGCCUUUUAUUGCCACGGGGAAUGUCCCUUCCCCUUGGCGGACCACCUCAAUGCAACCAAUCAUGCAAUUGUGCAGACACUUGUCAACUCAGUCAACUCAAACAUCCCUAAAGCCUGUUGUGUGCCCACUGAACUCAGCCCUAUUUCACUGCUCUACCUGGACGAAUAUCAGAAAGUCAUUCUAAAAAACUACCAGGACAUGGUGGUGGAGGGAUGUGGCUGCCAAUGAAAAACUGACAGUGUGGACAGAAAGAGUGAGCAUGCAAGAAAGACCGGAAAGUGUUUUUGGUUGCUACGGACACCCGGUUUCCCAACAAAGACAUUUAUUUAUAAGAAAGAUACACAA